AUGGACCACUCUGAAAUACCCGAACCCCCGCCGGUCCCCUCCCCCGAGCCAAGGGCUCCCAACAAAAUCGGCCGGUCCAAGACAAGUCCCAUCGACUCGGAAACGAUGGAUAGCUCCGGUCGCAGCAAUGGCCGCUCGUCGAUCGACUCGACCUCCGAUAGACCCAAGUCGCAAGCCGGCGAAACCUCGGAUUCCGCAAAGGCAGGUCCUAGCGGAUUUUCCAAGCUGUUGGCGUCGCGACGAAAGAAGAAGAAUAAGAAGGAAAGCCAGAGUAAGGUGGAUGAGCUGCCGACACAAUUCGAAAUUGAGAAUGAUAGCGACGCCCAGGAGGCUCGCUCCGAAUCUCGGGACGGAGCUUCGUCCGUUCUCGAAAACCCAGGCGCCCCGGAGCCGGAGGCCGUGAACUUGUUGACGGACGACUCUGAACCUGACCGAACCCCGCCCCUCACAAGUCACAAUUCACAUAGCGGCUUCUAUACGAGCUCAUCGCCUCUAAUUAACACCACUUCGGUAGACGUGGCUAACGAUACGGAUGGCGUCCAGGCCGAUGUCGAGUCCGCGAUUAGUGGACUAAGCGCCGCCCCUUCUCACUCGGAGUCUAACCCAGACACGGAGCUUUCCAGGCCCACUUCUCAGCCUACAGCAGGAUCAUUAAAUAUCCCGGGCGACCAAAGUAGUAAGAAGCGCGGCGUUUCCCCGGGCAGGCGAUUCAGGAAUGCCUUUAGUUCCAAUCCCGAUAAAAAGAAGGACUCCAACCGGGAACGAGCCUCUUCCACAGCGUCGGGCGAGAGCAAGAAAAGUACCGGUCCGUUUGGGAAUCGCGGCAGAAAGGCCAGCGUAUCCUCCAACAAGAAAGCGCCGUCCAUUAUCACCGAACCCGUGCCACCUUUGCCCCCUACAAUUCGUACCGACCUGAUAGACGACAAACCCUCGGAGUCUUCAGACGGCCCUAGUGGUCCACGAACGCCCCCUCACACAGCUCUCCCGGCUCCGCAGACCACCGUCACACCUCCCACCCCCCAGAUCGAACACCGUGAUCUCUUUUCGUCUCCAGACUCGUUCCAAUCGAAAGACUCGCAGCCGUCGGAGAUUGUCGUUAGCCCCUCGGGAAACAUGAUCUCUCAUCGACGUGUUCGGUCCGCCUCCUCUGCCAGCCACAAACCCAGCAAACUAUCGAACUCUAUAUCGGCUAUUGGACCGACUAUUGAGGAAACCAAGGUCGCUACGCGAACGCCAUCCGCUGCUCAGCAGAGUGGGUUCUUUUCUUCGGUCUUCUCCGCGGCGCAAAACGCUGCGACGAGUUUUAGCAACAGCCUCAACGCCCAGUCCAAAGCGCGCGGCCUAACCCCGGCAGAAAUGGCGGAAGCCGAUCCUUCGUUGCUCCGGCAGGGCGAUGAGGAUACCUCGCUGGACGCCAACAAGAACGAAGAUAGCAAACCCUCGGCCAUCGACACUUUAGGCUCGGGAGACUUGGAUUUCAGCCAUCUGGAUAUCGCUAUACCCCCUGGUGGAUCCGUCUCGACCCCUGACGGUGUAGUCAUUACCAAACCGGACCUGCCACUAGAGAAACGCAAGAACACCACGGUUCAUGAACGGGACGAACAGGCCGCGAAAAUUGAGCACCGACGCGCACAGCGUGCGGUUACUAUGGCCUACGAAAGACCUUCCGAGGUGUCAAUUGUGCCGCCGUCAGACGACAGCCUUGAGCUACGAUCUAGCGUGUCACUCCCGCGAGACCCCGUCGGCGACCAAACACCCCCUCCCGGUAGUGUUCUUGAUGGAGAAGGUGGUGGUACUCGGCCAACCCGAAGUGGAAGUGUUCGGAGCCGCUUAGCUCGGCGCCGUCACCGAGGCUCUUCCGGAGCCACUACCUCGACGAUCGGCGCCAUCGGAGCUAGUGCUAUUGCGCUUGGAGUGCCAGGGGCCAACACUAGUAUGCCGCGACUGACGGGGUUUGCCGUUGCUAGCAAGAAGCGGAACCGAGACUUUCAUUCACUGUUCCGCAGUGUGCCCGAGGAUGAUUACCUGAUAGAGGAUUACAGCUGCGCGCUGCAGCGCGAAAUCAUUCUUGCGGGCCGAAUCUACAUCUCGGAAGGCCAUAUCUGCUUCUCCAGUAACAUUCUUGGCUGGGUCACAACUCUGGUCAUCAGCUUCGACGAGAUUGUUGCGAUCGAAAAGGAGUCCACCGCCAUGGUGUUUCCGAAUGCGAUCGCCAUUCAGACAUUGCACGCCCGCCAUACUUUCCGAAGUCUGCUCAGCCGAGAGUCUACUUAUGACCUCAUGGUGAACAUCUGGAAGAUUAACCACCCUACUCUCAAGAGCUCUGUCAAUGGCACCAGGGUCACCGAGGGCACUGGCGACAAGACCGAGAAGGCUGGAGAGAGCGACGCGGAAAGCGAGGACGAGGACGAGGUCUACGACGAAGAUGAGGAAGGAGAUAAUGCCGAGAGCUUUUUCGAGCCAGAUGGCAGCUUGGACGGGAGUGAAAGAUCUGCCCCCGUGAAGGGGCCCAGUCGACAGGCUUCGGGUCUGCUCAAUGGCAACGGUGCGACAUCGACAGCGGCCGCUGGCUCUGGCGGCGACGCGAAGGGCAAGUCGGGCGAUGGAGACGGCGAUACCGACUUCCCUGGUCCUGCCACUCAUACUCCAACCGAAUAUACAGACCCCUCGGGACAAUACGACAAGGUCAUCAAAGAUGAAGUCAUCCCGGCGCCCCUUGGAAAGGUUUACUCCUACAUCUUUGGGCCGGCAUCGACGACAUUCAUGCCCAAGUUCCUUGUGGACAACCAGAAGUCUGGCGAGCUCCAAUUCGAGAUUGACAAGGGCGGUCUUUCCAACGACAAGAAAACCAGGAACUACUCUUACAUCAAGCCUCUCAACGGGUCCAUUGGGCCUAAGCAAACCAAAUGUAUCAGUACCGAGACCUUGGACUUCUUUGAUUUAGAGAAGGCGGUUCUGGUCACUCUGAGCACGCAGACUCCCGACGUGCCUAGUGGCAACGUGUUCUCGACCAUGACGAAAUAUCUAUUCACCUGGGCUCCCAACAACCAGACCCGAUUUCUCAUGACUUGCACCAUCGAAUGGACGGGCAAGAGUUGGUUAAAAACCCCUAUUGAAAAAGGUGCCAUCGACGGCCAGGGCAGUUUUGGAACGGAGCUCAUCAACGCUCUCAAGACCGCGGUUGUCCCUCGCCGUGCAGUUGCUAAGCCCACUGGCAAGGGCAAGGGACGCCGUAAGAAGACCGACCUGGUCGCAGAAGAAGCCGCUGCGGCGGCCGUUAAGGCAGCCAGCGAGGCCAACGCGCGAGAGGCCGAGUCGUGGGGAUUCCUCGAACCCCUGCAUCAACUGCUGGGCCCAGUGUCCGAUAUUGUGAAGCCCCUCUUGAGCGGCAACAUCGCUCUCAUGGUCAUUGGAGUUUUGCUCCUCGUGAUCUUCUUCCGAGGCUCGUCGCGAUCCAGCUCGGUAGUAUCGCAUGACAUCGGCUGUCCCGGCUACUCGUUACCACAACGUCUAGCUGCCUACGAGGAGAUGUGGCGGAGAGAAGAAAGCGAACUCUGGAGCUGGCUGGAAGAUCGGGUCGGCAUGGAUGGCAUGGCCUUCCCGACGGUCAACCGACCGGUUGAGUCGCAGACCCGGCAACGAUCUCGCAAGGUCCCAGGUGACCGUCAGGUUAUUGACAUGCUCGGCGAAGAGAAAAUGUCCGAUCGAGAAAUGGGCCAUGCCAUUCGCACGACGCGCGAGCGACUCGAUAGCCUGGAGAAGAUUUUGAACCAACGCAAGCUGCAAUCUGCCACCGAGCAGGGUGCAGAACAUACCGAACUUUAG
This is a messenger RNA of Aspergillus affinis, 3825 nucleotides long. RefSeq names its product GRAM domain containing. The record is from RefSeq and is a predicted model, not a curated record. The transcript has 3 exons. The coding region runs from base 1 to 3825 and encodes 1274 amino acids. Gene Ontology annotation, molecular function: sterol binding; sterol transfer activity. NCBI's taxonomy places the organism in Eukaryota, Fungi, Ascomycota, Eurotiomycetes, Eurotiales, Aspergillaceae. Gene Ontology annotation, biological process: intracellular sterol transport. Gene Ontology annotation, cellular component: mitochondrion; endoplasmic reticulum membrane; cortical endoplasmic reticulum.